AUGGCCACGUUCUUCCGUCGUCACUUCAAGAGGAAGGAAGCUGUUCUUCAUGCGGAGGUCACUUCCUGCCGCCAGCGGAGGCCCAGCGCGGCGCUGCCGACCAGUCGGGCGCGCCGCAGCUCCAGUGUGGGGCUUCCCUCCUCCACCCUGACCCAGCGCCGACGGUCCAGCGUCCAGCUGCAGGCAGGGCGGCCCUGUUCAGACAGGGGGGGUUUGGCCAAGUCCUCCAGGAACACUGGGUGGGCGGGGCAAGCUCGCCGGCGCUCCAGCACCACCACCCCCAGCCUCAACCCACGGUUCGCUGUUCGCCGGAGGAAGUUGGGGAAGCUGCGAACCAUCGACACUCACCUGCUGGGGCCGUCCAUGUUGCUCGCCAGUCUGAUCCAGAUGACUGAGGAGGAGGAGGAGGAGGAGGAGGAGGAGGAGGAGGAGGAGGAGGGACCAGGGACGGGGCCAGCUGCCGGGGAGCAGCAGGGGGAGGGGAGGGGAGGUGCCAACGACAUGAGGAUCUUUUCACGCUCCAGCAGUCUCCAAUCAGACGGCGACGAUGAGGUUGGCGAUUACUUCACUGCCAGCGACAGCCAAUCAGAAUCCAGUCAGCUGUCAGAGGCGGAGCAACUGGAUGAGGUGGACGAUGUCUCUUGGUCCCUUGAUCCGCAAUUGUCUCCAUCCUCCACCGUCCUUGAGGCGUUGAGAAAGACGCCCCAGCCCCCCCCCGCAUCGCGGCCCGGGAUCCGGGCCCCUCGCUGCCUCCGGAGGAACUCCUCUCAGGUGUUUGCAGGAGACUCUGCUCCGUACAGCCGCCACCAUGCCUCCAGCCAGAGGAAGAGGAGGAGGAUCUCCACCGUUUCCAACAUGGUGCCUGGAAGAGGCCCCCCACUGGCCAGCCGCAGGACUUCAAUCUACUACUUCAACCACCAGGCCGGCCACAGGGGUCCCGGAGCCCUCAGUCCACUGGGGGCCCACAACUCCCGCCUGGAGAGCUGGAGCUCCCUCCUGCUGAAGGCUAUAGCGAAGCCGGGCCUCCAGCACGUGGCCACUCAGCCCAGCGUGUCGUUAUCUGCACCGAGCGACCCCCCCGAGCCCAGCAGCACCGUGGACUGGAGCGACAACGCUCAGCACGGGGAGCACGUCUGGUUCCAGACCAGCGGCUCUGGAGACUUCUGUUAUGUUGGGGAGCAGCACUGCGUCGCUAAAUCCCUGCAGAAGACUGUAUCGAGGAGGAAGUGUGCUGGAUGUCAGAUUUCAGUCCACACCAUGUGUAUGGAGCAGCUGGAGAAGAUCAAUUUCAGGUGCAAGCCGUCGUUCAGAGAACCGGGAGGUCGAGCUGCUCGAGAGGUCAGUGUUGUGCGACAUCACUGGGUGCACAGGAGGCGUCAGACAGGGAGGUGCCGACAGUGCGGGAAGGGAUUCCAGCAGAAGUUUUCAUUUCACAGCAAAGAGAUAAUCGCCAUCAGCUGCUCGUGGUGCAAACAGGCGUAUCACAACAAGGUGACGUGCUUCAUGCUGCAGCAGAUAGAGGAGUGCUGCUCUCUGGGAGCUCACGCCUCCGUCAUCAUCCCGCCCACCUGGAUCCUCAGAGGCCGCCGCCCACAGACGUCUCUGAAGUCGAGUAAGAAGAAGAAAAGGACGUCAGUGAAAAGCAGCAGGUCCAGUAAGAAGGGAGCUGAGCUCCAAGAUGGCCGCUGGAAGCCCUUCCUGGUGAAGCCUCUGGCGUCUCAGCUCAUGAGGCCUCUGCUGGUGUUCGUCAACCCGAAGAGCGGCGGGAACCAGGGAGCAAAGAUCAUCCAGUCCUUCAUGUGGUACCUGAACCCUCGGCAGGUGUUCGACCUGACAAAGGCUGGACCCAGAGAGGGACUGGAGCUGUUCGGCCAGGUGCCCAACCUGAGGAUCCUGGCUUGUGGGGGGGACGGGACGGUUGGAUGGAUCUUGUCAGUUUUGGACCAGUUAGAUCUUUGUCCUCAGCCUCCUGUGGCCAUCCUUCCUCUGGGGACCGGCAAUGACCUCGCAAGGACUCUGAACUGGGGAGGGGGUUACACUGAUGAACCCAUCACGAAGAUCCUGUCACACGUUGAGGAUGGAAACAUGGUGCAGCUGGACCGCUGGAACCUGAAGGUGGAGGCGAACCCCGAUGCUGGACCUGAGGAGAGAGACGGGCAUCAGACCGACAGACUUCCUAUUGACGUCUUCAACAACUACUUCAGUCUGGGCUUCGAUGCUCACGUCACGCUGGGCUUCCAUGAAUCCAGAGAGGCGAAUCCAGAGAAGUUUAACAGCCGCUUUAGGAACAAGAUGUUCUACGCAGGGACGGCGUUCUCAGACUUCCUCAGCGGGACCUCGAAGGACCUCGCCAAGCACAUCAGUGUGGUGUGUGACGGCCUCGACCUGACCUCAAAAAUCCAGGAGCUGAAGCUACAGUGUCUGCUGUUCCUCAACAUCCCGAGGUACUGUGCGGGGACCAUGCCUUGGGGUCAACCGAGUGAGCACCACGACUUUGAACCUCAGCGUCACGACGACGGCUGCAUCGAGGUCAUCGGCUUCACCAUGACGUCCCUGGCCACGCUGCAGGUCGGAGGUCACGGGGAGCGUCUCCACCAGUGUAAGGAAGUGACCCUCACCACCUUCAAGUCCGUCCCCAUGCAGGUGGACGGAGAACCCUGCAGACUGUCCCCGUCCAUCAUCAGCAUCAGUCUGAGGAACCAGGCCAACCUGGUGCAGAAGACCAAGAGGAGGAGCUCCAUGCCCCAUCUCAACCACCAGCAGCUCGUGGCUGAGACGCUGCAGGUCCCAGUGAACCGGAUCAGCAUGACGGCCUACGAGGCUCUGCACUACGACAUGGACCAUCUGAGGGACGCCUCGAUGCCGCUCGGAGUGAUCUCUGUCCCCGGGGACUGUGACCUGGAGACCUGCCGUCUGCUCAUAGAGCGUCUGCAGGACAAAAUGGAGCAGGACUGCGACCCGACAGAGGGGGGGAGUCUGACGUCACAGAAACUCUCCAUGAAGUGGUGUUUCCUCGACUGUACGACGGCAGAUCGCUUCUACAGAAUCGACCGAGCUCAGGAACACCUGAACUACGUGACGGAGAUCUCUCAGGAGGAACUCUACAUCCUGGACCCAGAGCUGGACAUCAAGGACACAGUGGACACGUCCGCCAGGAGGCUGGAGUCAGAGGAGCUGGACCAGGAGACACAGUGUGUCCUCCCCACGGCUUCUUCACAUGAUCCAGAAAACGUUCCCAUGUCUCACCUGGACGCCACGGAGACAGAGACCGGAGAGACGGCCACCUGCUGUCAGAGGAAGAAGGUUCAAUACCUGCUGGAGGGCGGGGCCUCGCUCAGGAAGACAGACCUGCAGGGUCAGAAGAACAAGGACCAGGAGCCGAGUGGAUAUCUGGAGAAACAUCAGCAGAGAGAUGACCGGGAGACACCUGUCUAACCUCCAACCUGUCUCACCUACAACCUGUCUCACCUACAACCCGUCUCACCUACAACCUGUCUCACAUCUAACCUGUCACACCUCCAACCUGUCUCACCUACAACCUGUCUCCCCUACAACCUUUCCCACAUCCAACCUGUCACACCUCCAACCUGUCUCACCUACAACCUGUCUCCCCUACAACCUGUCCCACAUCCAACCUGUCUAACCUCCAACCCGUCUCACCUACAACCUGUCUCACCUCCAACCUGUCUCACCUACAACCUGUCUCCCCUACAACCUGUCCCACAUCCAACCUGUCUCACAUCCAACCUGUCACACCUCCAACCUGUCUCACCUACAACCUGUCUCCCCUACAACCUGUCCCACAUCCAACCUGUCUCACAUCCAACCUGUCUCACCUCCAACCUGUCUAAACUCCAACCUGUCUAACCUCCAACGUGUCUCACCUCCAACCUGUCUCACCUCCAACCUGUCUCACCUACAACCUGUCUAACCUACAACCUGUCUCACUUACAACCUGUCUAACCUCCAACCUGUCUCACCUACAACCCGUCUCACCUACAACCUGUCUCACCUCCAACCUGUCUCACCUACAACCUGUCUCACCUACAACCCGUCUCACCUACAACCUGUACCACAUCCAACCUGUCUCACAUCCAAACUGUCUCACCUCCAACCUGUCUAACCUCCAACCUGUCUCACAUCCAACCUGUCUCACCUACAACCUGUCUCCCCUACAACCUGUCCCAAAUCCAACCUGUCUCACAUCCAACCUGUCACACCUCCAACCUGUCUCACCUAAAACCUGUCUCCCCUACAACCUGUCCCACAUCCAACCUGUCUCACAUCCAACCUGUCACACCGCCAACCUGUCUCACCUACAACCUGUCUCCCCUACAACCUGUCCCACAUCCAACCUGUCUCACAUCCAACCUGUCACACCGCCAACCUGUCUCACCUACAACCUGUCUCCCCUACAACCUGUCCCACAUCCAACCUGUCUCACAUCCAACCUGUCACACCUCCAACCUGUCUCACCUACAACCUGUCUCCCCUACAACCUGUUCCACAUCCAACCUGUCUCACAUCCAACCUGUCUCACCUCCAACCUGUCUAAACUCCAACCUGUCUCACAUUCAACCUGUCUCACUUACAACCUCUCUCACAUCCAACCUGUCUCACCUCCAAUCUGUCUCACCUCCAACCUGUCUCACCUCCAGCCUGUCUAUCUUCUUCUGGCUCAAUUCAACAUCUCUGGCCAGACUCAAUGUAGAAAAGUGCUGAUUUAACAGAGUGAAUGUAAACCUCUUCUUCUUCUUCUUCUUCUUCUUCUUCUUCUUCUUCUUCUCUCAGAUUCAUUUUAAUAUGUUAUAGACAAUGUUUGUUGAUGUUUGAAAAAGGCGUCUGUCCUCUGGAGACUGACGGACCUCAGGACAUGUCUUCUUCCACACGGUCACUUUAAGUUUGAUGAAUUGAGUUCUGUUGAUUUAUUUGUCGAGAUGACGACACGGCGUCGGCUUAUUCACAUUUUUAGAUAUUUCAGUGGCCACGUGAAGUUUGGUAAAGUUUUUUUCUUUUAAAAACUAUAAAGCAAGCAAAUGUUUCCAUAGUGAUGUGUAUCUACUGUAUUUAUUGUCUGUGACUGUAGAAGAGACGUCAGUAUUUUAAAAACCAGAUUCUGCCAAAGUCUGUAUUAAUAACUUGAUAUUCCACUGUAUGAUGAUGAGUAAGAACUGUUUCAUUAUUUCUGACCGGGAUUAAAACAGUAACAGUU
This is a messenger RNA of Platichthys flesus (European flounder), 5212 nucleotides long. RefSeq names its product diacylglycerol kinase, zeta b (gene dgkzb). Gene Ontology annotation, cellular component: nucleus. Gene Ontology annotation, biological process: intracellular signal transduction; lipid phosphorylation; regulation of synaptic transmission, glutamatergic. Lineage: Eukaryota; Metazoa; Chordata; Actinopteri; Pleuronectiformes; Pleuronectidae. Bases 1 to 3435 code for a protein of 1144 amino acids. The record is from RefSeq and is a predicted model, not a curated record. The transcript has 28 exons. Gene Ontology annotation, molecular function: ATP-dependent diacylglycerol kinase activity.